Molecule: messenger RNA, 1521 nt
Organism: Fusarium coffeatum
Lineage: Eukaryota; Fungi; Ascomycota; Sordariomycetes; Hypocreales; Nectriaceae
Exons: 3
Coding region: 1-1521 (506 amino acids)
Molecular function (GO): heme binding; oxidoreductase activity, acting on paired donors, with incorporation or reduction of molecular oxygen; iron ion binding
Source: RefSeq, a predicted model, not a curated record
AUGAACGUCCCCUCCAUCCUAUACACCGGCGCCUUCGCCUUGCUUGUCUACUUCAUCUUCAAACACACCCAACAGCGCAGCAAAGGCCCAUUACCACCAGGUCCCAAAGGUCUACCCCUUCUUGGCAACAUUCUCGAUCUUCCUCCUUCAGGGACAGUCGAGUGGAAACAUUGGCAGAAACAUGGCGACAAGUAUGGCCCGAUUUCUUCCGUAUCAGUACUGGGCCAGCUGUUUGUGAUUCUGCAUGAAAAACAGGCUGUCGUGGACCUCCUGGAGACCCGUGCAAUGAAAAGCUCAUCGAGACCCAAGUUGACCUUCGCAGGUGAUGUAGUCGGAUACGAUAGUAUCAUGGGCAUGAUGCCCUACGAUCGCACCUUCCGUUUACAUCGAAAGCUCACAGCGACGCAAGUCAGCAGCAAGUCUAUUGGUCGAUUCGAGCCCAUCCAGGAAGUCGAGAUCCUACGACUACUGAGGCGCAUCUAUCAAGACACAGAUAGCAAGAACUUACCUGAGCAUCUAAACCAGGUUUCUGGCUCUAUCAUGCUCCGCAUCCUUUACAACUACGAAACCGACCCCAGCAAGAAUGACCGCAUCGUCUCCAUGGCCAACACGGUAAUGGAAGAGUUCUCUCACUCUACCAGUCCAGGCGCGUGGAUGGUUGACUUGGUCCCUUGGCUUAAGCACCUCCCCGAGUGGAUGCCUGGGGCAGGCUUCAAGAAGACAGCCAGAGUCUACCGAGAACAUUUACUGCAAAACGUCAAAGAUCCCUAUGACUAUGUCAGAGAUCAGAUGGCGCGCGGCAACGAUGAUGUCUCGUACGUCGCUGGCUUGGUCCAAGAUAUCCACCGCAAGAUUGACCCUGAAGAGGAGAGCGUGAUUCAAUGGACCGCUGCUUCUAUGAUGAACGCCGGCACAGACACAACUGGUGCGACGCUACUAUCCUUUUUCGCAGCUAUGGUCAUCUACCCCGACGUCCAGAAGCGAGCCCAAGAAGAAAUAGACCGUGUUGUGGGAGACUCUCGUCUUCCUUCUUUUUCCGACAAAGCGAAUCUUCCCUACAUCAACGCCAUCAUCCAGGAAGCGCUUCGCUGGCAUACCCUCGCACCUAUGGGCUUCCCGCACAUGACGACUGAGGACGACAUUUACAACGGCUUCUUCAUCCCUAAAAACACUCUUUUAUUCCCAGCAGUAUCAUCUAUCACGCACGAUCCCGAAGUUUACCACGACCCGAUGGCGUUCAAACCUGAGAGGUACUCCACGCCGUAUAACGAACCUUUGCCGUCGGAUGUAGUGUUUGGAUUCGGGCGUAGGGCAUGUCCCGGGAAGUGGAUUGCUGAGCAAACAAUGUUCUUGGCUAUCGCGCAAAUGCUAGCUGUUUUCACAAUUGGAAAGGCGGUUGACGAAGAAGGGAAGGAGAUUGAUGUUGUGUAUGAGCAACUGCCGGGUGUCAUCGCUAGGGUGAAGCCCUUUCCGCAGAGAAUCAUGCUGAGGAAUGAGGCUUAUGGACGUUUCGUCAGGUAG